This is a messenger RNA of Penicillium olsonii, 903 nucleotides long. The record is from the annotation of a GenBank genome assembly. NCBI's taxonomy places the organism in Eukaryota, Fungi, Ascomycota, Eurotiomycetes, Eurotiales, Aspergillaceae.
AUGGAUACCCUACAGAACAGCGUCAUCACACCCCUCCAGCCAUACCUGGCCCAGGUCGUCUCGGUCAUCCCCGAGCCCGUCCACGAUGCCGUGAUCUCACUGAUCGGAGCACCAUGCCACAACGCGCUCCUCCUCGAUCUCGACGUGACCAAGGACCCCGCCUGCACAACCCUGGCCAUCUCCAAGGCUCUGGGCAUCGCCAUCGUCGGCGCUAGUGCCAUCGUCAAGGUUCCUCAAAUCCUGAAGCUCAUCGGAUCGCGCUCCUCCGCCGGUGUCUCCUUUAUCUCGUACGCUCUCGAAACCGCCAGCUUGCUCAUCACGCUCUCCUACAGUGUGCGCAACCAGUUCCCAUUCAGCACAUAUGGCGAGACGGCUUUGAUUGCCGUGCAGGAUAUCGCGAUCGGGGUCUUGGUGCUGCACUUUGCGGGCCGGACCGCGGCGGCGGCGACUUUCGUGGCUGUUGUGGCGGCUAGCAUUUACGCUUUGCUGUUCGAUCAAACUCUGGUUGAUGCGCAGACUAUGGCGUAUCUGCAGGCUGGUGCUGGUGCUCUGGGUGUUGCUAGCAAGGCGCCUCAAAUUUACACUAUCUGGCGCGAGGGCGGUACUGGACAGCUCAGCGCUUUUACCGUGUUCAACUACCUCGUUGGAUCUAUGUCGCGCAUCUUCACUACGCUCCAGGAAGUCGACGACAAGGCCAUUCUCUAUGGCUUCAUCGGCGGAUUUACCCUCAACGUGAUUCUUGCCAUCCAAAUGCUCUGGUACUGGAACACCCCUGCCCCCGCAAAGAAGCAGGCUCCCGCCAAGGUCGCGGAGAAGACACCUGUCGCUCAGGCUUCCGGAGCCUCCACUGGAGCCUCGCCCCGACCCGGUGCGAAGACACCCACCACCCGCCGACGCGGUUAA